Molecule: messenger RNA, 3393 nt
Organism: Globicephala melas (long-finned pilot whale)
Lineage: Eukaryota; Metazoa; Chordata; Mammalia; Artiodactyla; Delphinidae
Gene: FBXO16
Product: F-box protein 16
Molecular function (GO): protein binding
Source: RefSeq, a predicted model, not a curated record
UGGAACACACGUCUUGAAUGAGGGCUUUUAAGGCUGUUUAUUUCGGGAUCGGCUGCAUCUUCGUACUAGCAUUAUAUUGGGAGAUUGCAGUCCCUCCCACCCUCUUGGCGCUCACACUUUUUCGUUUUAUCCAUGCACCCAAUUUUGGAGCCAGCCCUCCAGGAUCUCCUGACCAAUCAAGAGACCACACAUUGUUGCCUAAGAGACCCCGGAUGCCAGCGAAAAGAUUUAUAGGCGGUGAUUGGACUACUGGAAGGGGUGGGGGCUAGACAGAGUCAAAGAAACAGCAACUAUGGCAACACCAGCGCCAGAGGCUUGAAGAGAAAGACGAACCAAAAGAGGUAUAGUUUUUCUUAUGGAAGAAUAUCCAGUUAUUUCAUGAUGGCAUUUGCACCUCCAAAAAACAUAGGUGGUCCCAAAAUGCAGGCAAAGAUGAGUACCUGGACACCCCUAAACCAUCAGCUUUUGAAUAACCGGGUAUUUGAAGAAAGAAGAGCUCUGCUUGGAAAAUGGUUUGACAAAUGGACAGACUCUCAAAGGAGAAGAAUCCUGACAGGGCUGUUAGAACGCUGCUCCCUGUCACAGCAAAAGUUCUGCUGUCGAAAGCUUCAGGAAAAAAUUCCAGCAGAAGCUCUGGAUUUUACUACCAAGCUUCCAAGGGUGUUAUCUUUAUAUAUCUUUUCUUUCCUGGAUCCCCGAAGCCUUUGUCGUUGUGCACAGGUGAGCUGGCAUUGGAAGAACUUAACGGAACUGGAUCAGCUCUGGAUGCUCAAAUGUUUACGGUUUAACUGGUACAUCAAUUUCUCUCCAACUCCCUUUGAGCAGGGUAUAUGGAAGAAACACUAUAUUCAAAUGGUGAAAGAACUCCAUGUUACCAAGCCCAAGACACCUCCAAAAGAUGGGUUUGUGAUCGCUGAUGUUCAACCAGUUACAAGCAGUUCUCCAGAGGAAAAGCCAUCCCCUUCAUCAGCUUUCCGGUCCUCUUCCUCUUUGAGAAAGAAGAACCACCCAGGGGAGAAAGAACUCCCACCCUGGCGAUCCUCUGACAAACAUCCAACUGAUAUCAUUCGCUUCAAUUACCUGGACAACUGUGACCCCAUUGAGCAAAGCUGGCAAGGAAGAAGGAAAAGACACGAAAUGACCCCAGAUUUCAACCGACAGUCACGUGAUAAGAAAAAUAAAUCACAGGACAGAUCUAAACUAGGAAAAGCACAGUCACUGGAUACACAGGAAAAAAAGAUCAUCUUGGUUGCCCUUGAGGAAGAGAACUGGAGGACUCGGAGAUGUCGAGGAGAAAUCCUUUCUCGCUAUAUCCCUAAGUGCAGAACCCAGCACCCCCCUACACGUUCCAGCUCAUCUCGCUUGGCUUCCACAUCGACCAGUGGGGCUCCCAGCCACUGAAGCAGCAACAAAAACUCUCAUCAGCAUCUCCAGAGACACUCUGGGCUCCAAUCAUUACCCCAGGCCUUCCAGCCAAAGUUGAUUUAAAAAUGUGAAAGGAUUUUUCUAGAAAUGACAGGCUGCUCUACAUGGAGAGUUGCAUGUUACUUGGCUCCUUUAUUAGAAACAGUUUAGGUACCUUAUUGUGAAAGUGAGUCCUACACUAUUUCGGUAAAAGGUAUUCAUGGCACAGAUGUUGACGUCUUUACAAACUGAGAUAGAAAUGUGAUGAUAGAUACCAUGGGGUUGAUAAAGGGACAUACGAUAGCACCAUUGGUGAGACUGGGUGUGUGAGGCUGGGUCCCAGAAGGAUACGGCCAGCACACUCCCAAGUCUACUUGAGCAGUUUAAUGAUGGGAGUGUUUUUUUCUAGGGCUGCCGUGACAAACUACGGCUAUCUGAGUCCACUCAGGCUGCUGUAACAAAAAUACCAUUGACGAGUGGCUUAUAAACAACAGACGUUUAUUUUCUUACAGUUCUGGAGGCUGGGAAGUCCAAGAUCAAGGUGUGGGCAGGGUUGGUUUCUUCUGAAGCCUCUCUCCUUGGCUUGCAGAUGGCCAUCUUCUCCCUGUGUCCUCACACGGUCGUCCCUCUGUGUGUGUCUGUGUCCUAAUAUCCUCUCCUUAUAAGGACACAAGUCCGAUUGAAUUAGGGCCCACCCAUAUGACUUUGUUUUACCUUAAUUACCUCUUUGAAGAUACAGUCACAUUCUGAGGUCUCGGGGGUUAGGACUUCAACAUAGGAAUUGGUGUGGGGAGGUUACAGUUGAGCCCUUAACCCACACUGUGGGUGGGGUUAAGAGAAUCAAGACGAGAUGGUGAAGCCCCUGGAAACUAGCAACAGCAGAAGCCUUUAUCAUCCUUUGGCCUGAAGAAGCAAAAGAGAAAGGGCAUGCUAUUCCUAGAACCCAGUGAGAGCUGUAGCCACGGGAGAGGGACUGCCCAGCCUAUGGUAUGUGGUGGAGGAACGCAGCCAUGAUGGAGACCAGGGCCUAGCAGGGAGGGAGGGAGAAGACCCACCCCUCUCUCUCGCCACUCUUCACACUCCAACAGCACUUCCCUUUGGUCAAACCCACCUGGAAGUCAGAGAACAGAGAAGCCUGGGAGAUGCAGCUCAUAGGUGUCAGCCUUUGAGCCAGGGAACAGGCUGACAGGUGUGGCCAGGAGUGGGCGGGGAGGGGUAGAAUUUGAAUGGGAUGAUGAAGAAUCACCAGCACGGUGGUGGAAACAUAGACAUUUCCAAAGGAGGAAUUAUGAUGCAUACUCAGGCAACGUAAAUGGGCUUUAAAGAGUUACUGGAAAACAGAAAAUGCUACUUAACUGCAAAAAUAUAAGUCAUACAUUCUAAACUAAACCACCUGCUCAUGUAACCAUUUCCAGGUCCCCAAAGUGACCAUUCUAGGAUACUUAUUUGCGUAAGUAAAGCAGAAUGGUAGAAAAACAAAUAUGUUUGUCAAUCUUGUCAUGUUGAACACUUACGUUCUUACUUUAUAUACUGUAAUGUAGGUAUUUUCGAAUGGUUCAAAAUGGUGACCUGGCAGCAUGGCCCAGGAUACAGUGGUUUGGAUGCCCAGGUGAUCGGUGGAGGACAAAACAUGACCAACUUGUAAUUGAUCGGUUGGCAUCACCCAGGAUGAAGCCAACAUGUGGCUCUGAGGCAGAGAAGAAAGAAGACACACCCAGAAGGAGACAUUGUGUUCUUCCCAUGGGCAAAGCAGAUGGCUGUCAGUUAGGGUUUCCUCUUCCUGGGGCCUGAGCCCUCAUGGUCAGCCCCCAGGAGCCAGGGGCAGCUGUGUAAGCUGGGGUGGGGGGGACCUGCAGCUCCAGGAUUCUGCCCUGCUUUGUCCCAGUGAACUCCUGUGAAUAUGUCAGGAACCAGUCAUGUUGGAGGCCUAUGUCUGAAUGGGCCAGUCUGGAGUAAGUCCCCAGCGCUUUCUGGAAUAAACCAGGAUAU